Eruca vesicaria subsp. sativa (arugula) is the source of this 1872-nucleotide messenger RNA. NCBI's taxonomy places the organism in Eukaryota, Viridiplantae, Streptophyta, Magnoliopsida, Brassicales, Brassicaceae. The record is from the annotation of a GenBank genome assembly.
AUGAUGAGAACCAUAACCGGUUUCAGCUUCUUCUCAAAAAUAACUUACUCCAAAAAGAAACCUAAUCCAUCAAUACCUAAGAAAGGUUUCGACUCAUCAGAGAUCGACCGUACCAUCGAUAAUGCAGCAGAGAUCAUCGAGAAAUGGAACACAGAGUACGUCACCACAACGAAAUUCUAUUCUCUGUUUUGUGAGAGCAAGAAAGAAGCCAAGAAGUUCUUGAAAGGCGUCAAGGAUAUACAGAAUGCCAUGGAUUCGUUGAUUAAAGAAGAUCCACACUCUGAGAAUCUCCUCAGAGCGCAGAAGCUAAUGCAGAUCGCUAUGAAACGUCUCCAGAGCGAGUUUUACCAGAUUCUUUCAAUGAACCGUGCGCAUCUAGAUCCUGAAACCGUCUCUACCUACGGUGAGGACGUUAGGCACGAGUAUCGUCUUGUUGGUGACUCAAUCUUUGACGUUGAAGAGGUCUCCAAGAACUCUAUGAAGGAGCUCAAGUCCAUCGCUGAGUGCAUGAUCGCAGCUGGUUACGCGAAAGAGUGUGCGAGUACUUAUAAAUCGUUUAGAAAAUCGAUAGUAGACGAAGGGAUUUAUCGUCUCGGAGUUGAGAAGAUAAGCUCUUCCAAGGUUAAGAAGAUGCCUUGUGAGGUUGUUGAGAUGAAGAUGAGGACAUGGAUUGAUGCGGUUAAUGUCGCGAUGAAGACACUCUUCACCGGAGAGAAAACAUUAUGUGAUGAUGUCUUUGAAGGCUCUGUUUCUCUCAGAGAGUCAUGUUUCCGUGACAUAUCUAAAGAAGGAGCUCUGCUUCUGUUAGGGUUACCUGAAAGUCUUGCCGUGAGAGACAAGAAAUCUCCAAACCCUAAAAAGAUUUUUAGUUUACUUGAUAUGUACGUCACCAUCACCGAUAAUUUACCGGCGAUUGAGUCCAUCUUCUCGUUCCAAUCGGUCUCCGCGGUUCGGUCUCAAGCUCUCAACUCGCUUAACCGACUCAGUGAGUCUAUUCUCUCUCACCUGGUGGACUUUGAGUCCGAGAUAAGGAAAGACUCGUCGAAGACGGUGGUCCCUGGCGGAGAUGUGCAUCCGAUGACCAUCUCCGCCAUGGACCACCUCAUUCGCCUCGCCGAGUACAAUGGUUCUCUCGUGAACAUACUCAAAGGAUCAUCUUCUUCCGCUAAAGCAUUGCUUCCUAAGUCUUACUUCAACGUCACGCAUGAAUCAGAGGGAUCUGAGGUGAGAGUGCGAUUCGCGUGGAUGAUCCUCGUCCUCCUCUGCAAGAUCGACGGCAAAGCUGAGAUGUACAAGGACUUCUCCGUGCAGUAUCUCUUCUUAGCCAACAACCUCCACCACGUGGCGUCACGCGCACGUUCCUCCACGGGCCUUAAGCAUCUCCUCGGGGAUGAGUGGAUCGCGAGACAUUUCGAGAAAGUCAGACAGUUCGCGAGAAGCUACGAGAGGCUCGCGUGGGAGCCGCUCGCGUCGAUGUGUCCCGGGGAGAAGGUGGAGAUGUCUCCGGAGGAAGCGAAGAGGCAGCUCGAGAUGUUUAGUGAAUGUUUCGAGAACACGUGCGAGUCGCAGAGCACGUGCGUCGUAUCUGAUCAGAAACUGUUGGAGGAGAUGAGAAGUUCCAUCGUGGGGAAGCUGUUGCCGGUUUAUCGUGAUUUUUACAACGCUCAUGUAAAUUCUGUUAUGUUGGCGGGAAUGGAAGGUGGGUGGAAUGUCAGGUAUACCCCUGAAGAUGUGGGAAAGUACUUGUCGGAGUUGUUUAAUGGGAAAGAUGUUUUGGAGAAGUCAUGUGUGUUUCGGACAUCUUUUGGUCUUGUUACAAGUCCUAGCGCUUCUCGACGGAAGAGGCGAUCUUUGUCAUGCAGGAGAUUUUGA